Messenger RNA from Magnusiomyces paraingens, 1098 nucleotides. RefSeq lists its product as uncharacterized. Bases 1 to 1098 code for a protein of 365 amino acids. Gene Ontology annotation, cellular component: endoplasmic reticulum. Gene Ontology annotation, molecular function: ketoreductase activity. Gene Ontology annotation, biological process: fatty acid elongation. The transcript is spliced from 2 exons. Lineage: Eukaryota; Fungi; Ascomycota; Dipodascomycetes; Dipodascales; Dipodascaceae. The record is from RefSeq and is a predicted model, not a curated record.
AUGGAUAGUCUUGAGGAUUACAUUGAAAACGUCAUCAAGUCAAACUAUGAGGCCCAUCGUGGGCCCACGAUUUUAUUUGGCAUCCUGACAUUCAUUGGGUUUGUCCACUUUACACUCAACUUUCUUAGUUAUUUCAACAUGAUUGGCGAUCUCUUUUUCCGCCGUCCCACAGAUUUUAGCAAAUACGGCGCCGGGAAAAAAUGCUGGGCUGUAGUCACUGGCGCUUCUGACGGCAUUGGCAAAGAAUACGUCUACCAAUUGGCCAAAAAAGGCCUCAAUGUCAUUCUUGUAUCUCGUACUGAAGCAAAACUCAAGGCCCUUUCCGAGGAAGUCUCCUCCAAGUACAAGGUCGGCACCAAGUACCUUGCCUUUGACGCUUCUACCGAUAAGCCCGAGAACUACGAGGCACUCAAAAAACUUGUGCGAUCGACAGAAAACGUUACUAUUCUUAUCAACAAUGUGGGCCAGUCACACUCCAUCCCUGUACCCUUUUUGGAAACUUCCCAGGAGGAAUUGCAAAACAUUAUCACCGUCAAUAACCUUGCUACUCUUAAAAUUACCCAAGCUGUGACUCCUAAAAUCAUUGAGUCCACUGCCAGUGUCGGUUGCAAGGGCCUCAUUCUUACUAUGGGAUCCUUCUCCGGUCUUACCCCGACCCCACUACUUGCUACCUACUCAGGAUCCAAGGCUUUUCUCCAGGCUUGGAGCAAUGCCCUUGCCCGCGAGCUUUCUCCUGAAAACAUUGAUGUCCAGAUUGUUCUCUCCUACCUUGUUACCUCUGCCAUGUCUAAGGUUCGUCGUUCCUCUGCCCUUAUCCCCACUCCUAAGCAGUUUGUCCACUAUGCUCUUAAGCUUGCUGGUACUCAGCACGGUGGUGCCCAAGAACGUUACGCCACCUCGACGCCAUACUGGUCCCACGCCUUGUUUCACUGGUGGAUCAAUGCUGUUCCUGGAGUCUGGAGUAAGUUUGUAAUCAACAUCAAUUACAGAAUGCACGUUGGCAUUCGCGAGCGUGCUCUUAAAAAGGCUGCUCGUUUGGCUGGCAAGUCCGAGGAGGAAUCGGCUUCUGCAGAGACCAAGGCCAUUAAGGAGGAAUAA